Molecule: messenger RNA, 9147 nt
Organism: Ailuropoda melanoleuca (giant panda)
Lineage: Eukaryota; Metazoa; Chordata; Mammalia; Carnivora; Ursidae
Gene: ANKRD55
Product: ankyrin repeat domain 55
Exons: 31
Coding region: 6985-8892 (635 amino acids)
Cellular component (GO): cytoplasm
Molecular function (GO): protein binding
Source: RefSeq, a predicted model, not a curated record
AGAAAAAUAGAAUUUAAUUCCUCUAAGGCAAAAACCUGUUCUCAAAGGUAGUAUUUUCUGGAAAUGACAGAAGUGUACCCUUUAACAGUAAUAUCUAAAGCCUGUUUAAAAGAUGCACAUUUUUGGGGGCGCCUGGGUGACUCGGUUAAGGGUCCGAUUCUUGAUUUCACCUUGGGUUGUGAGAUUGAGCCCACACGUCGGGGUCCACACUGGGUAUGGAGCCUGUUUAAGGUUCUGUCUCUCUUCCCUGUGCCUCAUCCCUGCCCCCCUCGCUUGCUCUCUUAAAAAAAAAAAAAAAGAUGCAUAGAUGCAUAUUUUCCUAUUAUACAGAACCUUUACAACGAACGUAGAGACAGAAAAUGCUGUCUGAACCCACACUUACUCUGUGACAUUACCUAUUUUGCAGGGUUAAUUCAUCUUGUUUCUGAUUAAGUUUGAUCCUGUGAGAAAUGACUACUGGCAGAAAAACGAAGGAUAGAAGUGGAAAUGAGCAUACAACCACAAGCAGGGGCAUCUCAGAGAUCAUCUCAAGUAAUGGGGCCUGACUUCUGUGAUGAGUGAAAGAAUCCAGGUUGGUAAAACAGAUGGCCAUCAAAUGACCAAAAAUACUGGGAUUGGCUGUUAGAGCUGCAUUUGAAGAGGAGCUCUCUACUCUGGAGAAUGGCAAAGUUCCCCUGCAAGAACUAACUUGUCCUCGGAGGAUGCUACCUAAGAUAGAGGACAGAACUGACACACAAACCCAGAAGCACAUUGGGCCACUUCCCAGCCUAACUCCAGUGGCCAGGGUCAGCUCAGCCCCAUCUAGUGGAAAAAGUUCAGAGCUUUCACGGGAUUCAGCUCUUGAGGCGUGAAUAUGCCUGGAAGCCCGUCUGCUGGUGGCUGUGAGCUGACAGCUGCUCCACAAUACUCCACCAGAAAUCUCGAUUUCCGCACUGUGUAAGGAAGGACAGCCCAAGUGAGCAGAUAAAGAUACGUGUGUCUAGGAAGUCUGCCCUCUCAGGCGAAUGUAUACUGCUUGCCCUCCCUGUGACUUCCAGCUGAGAUCAACCUUCCCAAACUUCCUUCCAGGGACUUGGAGUAAGAUGCAGGCGAGAAGAAAAGGCUGAGCAGACUUGAAGGAGGAAACUGAAAAGUACUUCCAGGAACUAUUCCUAGAUCUCAAGUGACUGGAUGCUCCUCUGGGUGAACCACAACAACAGAUUGAGCUGAGUACAACAAACUAAAAUGAGGAUAGACAUCUCUACAGCUGAAGGCAAUAUAACCACAGUCCAUGGAGGAAAUAGGAUAAAGAAGGAAAUUAAUUUCUUGGUCUCACUGCUGCAUCUCCCAAAGAAAUGACUGAUGCUAUUGUGUAUUGGCAACUGUGUCUUGACCACCUCAAGCUCUCAGAUGUGUACUCCAAUGAUGCAGUAUACUCUUGGGAAGAUGGAUCUACAACAUAAUCCUUCAUAGGUACGCCUUGACAUGUGAUUAGGGAUGUGACUGGAGAAAGGACAAAGCAGAGCCCUUUAAAGUAUGGAGCCUAGGUGGUUCAAUUUCCAGGAUGAAUUUCUAAGAGGUAGUAUUCAGUAAGCAGCCCUUCUCAAACUUAAUUGGAUAUAAAUUUCACCCAGCUAAAAAUGGUGGCGGGAAGGAGGCCUGGUUUCCAUUAUCAAUCAAAUCACUUAUUUGAAUGAACUUUUUGUGAAUCCAAAUGAAGAACAUUUGAGCUGAAUGGAUAAAACUAUGUGAAAAGACAACUCUGUCCCUUGGAAAGAGCGAUGUUUAUGGAAGAAUCCACUCAGAGACCUUGUGCCCUUAGGCGUGGAAUACUUUAUACUGCUCUCCAAAGUACUUCCCUGCAGGCAGUAAAUUGAAGGAGAUUUCCUUCCAGAGCUCAAGCCCGGAAGGCUGACAAUGCUGCUGAUGGCAGUAUACUGACCGCUGGCCUACUGUGGAGGAGUUGUACAUAGCUUGUUCCUGAUUUAGGAAGUUGUCCUUAGCAGGCAAGGCUGGUUUUAGAGCCUCUGACCUGUGCCGUUGCCCAUGCUUGGGUUACUGGUCUGCUGUUACCAUCCUGAGAUGCUUAGUAAGUUUUGAAGAGGAUUCUGCAUUUUCAUUUUGUACUUGGAUUUACAAAUUAUAUAGCUAGUCCCAUUAGUAGGAGCUCAGAUUCAUUUGAAUAAGCUUGAAUAAUGGUUUGAAUAAGUUCAUAAGUUCCAAUUUGAGAUAAUGGCCUGCCGUUAAACUGCUGAAGUUGAUUCUCAUACUUUUCACUAUAUCUACUGCAGUUGUUUUGAUGGAUUAAACAACAUUCUACAAACUAAAAUGGGCCCCCCUGGCAUCACAUCUGUAGUGAGCUUCAAAAGCCCACUGCCAAAACAAGAGAACCAAUGGGACAAGACUUGCUUAUUCUGCUGGCUCAUAGUCCUUUAGAAAGCUAAGGAUGUUCACUCCUCAAAGACCCACAUAUUUCCAUAGUAAGAGGCUCAUUUGUGCAGUUACUGCCUCUGUUUCCUUUUAUCCACCUUGAAAUUCCUAGCUUCCACAUCUGCAGGCCACAACAGGGUUGAAAAUGGACUCAUCCCAUCAAAAAUCUUUCAUGGAUUUGGACACUUUUAGUACCUAAACAACUCUUGGCAAAUUACUCUGAAUCUGGGACUUGGUGUUCCUGACGGACAGAGGAGGGAAAGGGAAAACAGUUCACAAUAAAUAAGCAAAAUGCUAUCCUUCUGGAAAUAAUUUGUAUAGAAAACAACUGUUUUGGCUUAAUGAGACAAAUUUUCCCUCCCACUUGAUUUUCCAUUCACUCAACAAAGGUUCUAUAAGGAAUGUGCUAGAGAGAGAUUGCGAUAAAGUGAUAAAAAAGAGAGGAGAUUCAGAAUUGUGGGGAUAUAAACAAGUAAACAAAGAGUACAAGGACAUGUUAUAGGUGCUAAGAUAGAAGUAUCUAUUAGAAUGCUUUAGGCCAAAAGGAGUUAAUAGGAUCAGUUCUUUUGGUCAUCUUUCAUGAGUUCCCUGGCUAUGACAUUUUUCUUCACGAGCCUUAGUAUUAUAAUUAUUGUUAAUAGGUAACAUUCAUAAAGUAAUUGGCAUGUUCAGACACAGAGCUAAAAACAUUAUACAGGCAUUUUCUCAUUUGUCUCGAAAUAUGAUCAAUUAGGUCCAUGUAGAAACCCCAUUGUACAGAAGCAGCUGAGACCAGGACAUGAUAUGAGUGCUCAAGGUCACCCAGUGCCUAAGAGGUAAAGUCACUAUUUGAUUCAGCUGUUCUCCUCCAAAGCGUGCCUUCUCAGGGAAGCCAGCGCUGCCUCCAGAAACAUGGCUGCAGCACCAUGUGUAAUCAUGGUUCGUACAAAGUAUUGGAAAAAUGGCCUCUACUAUUUCUCAGAGUCGCUUUUGUUUUCACAAAAUACACUGGAACUGGCAUCUCCAAAAGGGAAUUUUUUUUCCUCUCCCCUCACUAGUAGGGUCAGGUUUAUUUGCUUCAACAACUUAUGGAUGCCAGUGCUACAAAUGGCUCCCAUGCGACCAGAGUAAAUCCCUAAAAUGUGGGCUAAACACAGAGUGGUUUGCCAUGGCUUCCUGUAGGAGAUAUUGUGGGUAUUUUCAUGCCUUCCAGGUAAGGGGUGAAUUCUGCCCCCAGGGAAGAUUGUGUAUUCCUAUGUCCCUAUUCCUUAGUGGUCAGUAUUAGACUUUUAAUGUCGCAAGUACUGGAAGCCAGACUUUUGAGGCUCAUUCCCAGAAACCCCUUUAGGCUGGUUGGUACUAGUGGCUCCUUGUAAUGAAGACUACUUGGGUUUGAAGUUUUAGGGAAUUUUUCGUUGUGUUACACACUUACACACAAUAAUACCAUAAGGAGAGAAAUGCUGGAGGGUAGCAGUUUAGAGCCAGGAUUGGGCAGGGGGUGGGACAAAGCUGAUGAAGAGGCCAGGAUAAGGUCGAGGAGCAUUUGAGUGAGUGCUAGAAAUAGAAUUCAGGUUUAGUACUUCCCCUCUGCAAGUAACUGCUGCCUUGUAACCUGAAACAGGAUUAGUCUGGGGCAAAACAAAGCAAAAUUGACAUUUUCUUGAGGGAGGUUUUUGGGUUUUUUUUGUUUUGUUUUGUUUUUUGCUUUUGUUUUUUUCUCUGCUGGAAUCUAGAGACAGACUCCUUGGCUGGGUGCUAAGUGUUGUCAAUGGGGAGAGGCCCUAUGUAAGCCAACUUCGGUUCCUUCCACCCUGAAAUAGUUCCUUGCUCUGACCUUGACCUGAAUGUUUAACAAAGCUGUGAAAUGGAAGGUAAGACUAGAAAACACCAGCGAACAGAGAAAGAAAAGAAUCAUUCAUUGCUACAUUGUGAAGAACUCAGGUGUCUGAUUACCAGGCUCUCCAUUGUUGCUUGGGCCAUGGCACAUGGAAGGAGCAAUCUUGGAUGGACUUUUUAAAAAAGAAUAUUGUUAUUAUUUGAGUAGAAAACAUAAAUAAUCAUUCUGAUGGAAUCUGAUAAUGUUCUUCAUCCUGUAGUGCUGGUGAAUAUUAAUCUCUAGUUGUUGAGUGGAAAAUGUCAGAUUUAGAGAGAUCAGAAACAUAGUAAGUUGUUUAAAUAAAACACCUAUAUGUAUGAAAACAGUUGUUUUAGAAACAGUAUGACACCUUACUACUACCUGUCUUGGAAUGGUUAGGCCACCAAGGAAAGUGUAGUGUGCAUCUGUGUUCCUUUACUCAUUUAUUGUCGGGCAGUUUAUAGCCAUGGUGCUCUCUGUGCACAGAAGACACCAGCUCAUCUGUCCUCAGAAAGCUUAUGAUGUCCAGGAAAGACAAAAAAGCACAUGAACUUGAGACUCAGACAUGUCAGAGGCUGCACAAAGGACUGAUGGGGCUGGAAACAUAGGGAAGCCUCUCCCUGCGCUUCUUUGCUUUGGGGGAAGAGAGCCAACAAGGGUAGCAGCAGUGGAGGUAGUGGUGAUGAGAAGCACCAGAAGAGCCCACCUAAAGGACGUCUAGAGCAGGAGAAUGGGGAGCCUGCCUGAGGGACUGCCUGCUGACUCCCUGUUGGGUAUUAGUUGGAGGUGAGCUGAAACAUGGGACAAAGAGCGGGUAAGUUCAGAUGACUGCAGUGGGGGGUAGUUCUGUUGUACCCACAGGUUGGUGCAGCCUGGUAAAGGAUUAUAUACAGACUUGAAUUCAAGGCAGUGUGAGAGAAACCUACAGUGAUCUUUGCAGAAACUAGAUGAGUUAAGGUCCCUUUCAGUUCAAAUAGUUUAUCAUGUUAUGAAGCAAGAACUAUGGAAAGUCGUGGAAGAAUUUAUUCAAGUGGUGUAUCAGACAUCAAUUCAAUUAUGGAGCUUUGUACAUCCUCUCCACUUUAUGUACAUCCUCUGGCCCCACCUGAGGCAGGUUCUAGAGUCAUGUAUUUUAUUACAAUUAAAAAACAAAAGAAUAAGUAAUACUCUUUAAUUAUGAUCAGUAUACUAUAAAUUGAUCUUAAAAUAACCGAGCUGUUACAGAAUUCUUAAAAAAUGUUUACAGUCUUUAUGUGGGGAAUCGCAAACAUAGAUCCUAUUAGUUUUCUUGAAUGUUAAUUUAUUACUCUGAAGUUAUGGAAAGAGUUUUUGAAAUUAGCACAGCCGUGUGAAUGUACUUAACACUUAUUGAGAUGUACAAUUAAUGGUUAUGAUGGUAAGUUUUAUGAUAUAUAUAUGUAUAUAUAUAUUACCACAACUCAAAAGAAAGGUUAAUAAUAAUAAUAAUAAAUCUUUGCAGGCUCAGAAAUUUCACAACUAUAGGGUCAUGGAGAGAAAGAGACACCUACAUGUACUUGAGUACUCUGUAUUGUUGCUAUAUGCAUUUUAGGAAGCCAGGCAUAUUUCUUUGUCCCUGCCCUUUAUUACAUGAUAUGGCACAUGUACAGUUUCCAUAUUUGUCAUAGAAGUUAGAAGGUGCUUUGUUUUCUUUCAUCACUGUGGUGGAGGCUGCUGGUGCCCAGUGGCAUCCUGGAUCCCCUCUUUUUUGAUUUCCCACUCAUGGUGCUUCUUGCUCCCUGUGCAUCAGGGCAAAAGCAGGGCUGGGAGAUGAAACUAGUUCUCAUCAAAGUCAGUGUGCCUCACUGAAGACCAGGAACCUUUUCCGCAAGCUCUGUUUGCUUCUCUGCUGGCCAAAUGGAGAUGAUUCCAAAGACUCAGAGGAAGGUGGAAUUGUAAGAAGGAAUGCGCCUGAAUCUCUAAAUGACUGCAUGGAACUUCACUGCAAUCUUGCAUGGGACUGUGACAGAAAUGAGAAUACACCUGUUGCGUUAAGCCACUGGAAUUUUACUCUUGUUAACAUCUAGCCUACUCUGAGUAACACAACCAUAAAAGGCUUCCUCUGGCCUCUGAGGGUGUGUUCUGCUACAUGCAAGGUAGACCCUAAAUGCUGAGAAGUUACAAGAUAGCAAGUAGCCCGCAACCAGGAGGUUGAACAGUCCCUUCUUGUUCCUUGGGGCAGGAAGAGGAUGGAAGUAUUUUUCAUGAAGACAGGAAAUAUCUUCACUAUGCUUUGUGAACUAGAUGAAAUUAUCCUAGAAAAGCAGGUCCAUUGGAGUGAGGAGAGAAGCCUCAGAGAGUUGAAGAAAUCAUGGGACCCAGUUCUACUGAGAACCGACUAAACCAAAAAUAUACACAGAAGAUCAUGGCCAAUGUGUCUGGAGGCCUAAAAGCUGUCCCCUUUCCAACUUCAUUUGUAAUUUUAUAAUCUUGGGCAGAUCAUCUUUCCUCAGAGCCUUGAAUUCAUCGUUGGUAGAAGUAGAAAUGGUUAGCACAACCUUAGCCAUUGCAAUGUGUUUCUGAAGAGUAGGUCCAGCUGUGUUAAAAUAUACACUAGUGCUUUAUGGGGCCAAGGCAGAUUAGACCAUGCAGAAUUGACCAGCCUGGGUUGAACUGAGACAGGAGUCCUCCUGCUAAGGUAGGAGCAGAAUAUUCAGGACCCAUGUUAUAGGAUCUGGAAGAGAAAGAAACCUGGAUGCUUUUUGCCAUUCUGAUGGUAAGUGAUGAGACAGGCAACCAUGGAUUUCAGCACUCCAUCUGUGUUUGAUCAGCAAAAAGAUGUGAGAAAGACACAUAGAACAUCAGUCAUGAAAGGAACUGUAGAGGCCAAGCUUCUACUCAACACAGGUGACUCAUCUGAGGAAGUUGACCUGACCAUGGUUUAUCAGGCAGCUUCUAAUGGAGAUGUCAAUGCUCUGACUUCAGUAAUUCGGGAAGACCCUUCCAUCCUAGAAUGCUGUGACAGUGAAGGAUGUACACCCUUGAUGCAUGCAGUUUCUGGACGUCAAGUGGACACAGUGAAGCUGUUGUUGAAGAUGGGGGCCAAUAUUAACAUGCAGGAUGCUUAUGGUCGCACGAGUCUAUGCCUGGCAACCUAUCUGGGUUGGCUGGAAGGCUGUGUGAGUCUGCUUAGAAAUGGUGCCAAGCACAAUAUCCCAGAUAAAAAUGGCCGUCUGCCACUGCAUGCUGCCACUGCUGAGCCCGAUGUGAGGCUCCUGACAGUCUUGGUGCAACAGUCCAAUCUGAGCGACAUUAAUCACCAGGACAAUGAGGGAAUGACACCACUCCACUGGGCAGCUUUCCACAACCGGCCUCAGCACACUCAAAUGCUGCUGAAGAAGGGAGCAGACCCUACUCUUGUGGAUAAAGACUUCAAAACAGCUCUCCACUGGGCAGUCCAGAGUGGAAACAGAAUUCUGUGUUCCAUCAUUCUGAGCCACCACCAGGGUCCGUCCAUCAUCAACUACGACGACGAGAGUGGGAAGACAUGUGUGCACAUCGCCGCGGCAGCGGGCUUCAGUGACAUCAUUAAUGAGCUGGCAAGAGUGCCCGAGUGUAACCUGCAGGCUCUGGAUGUGGAUGACAGGACCCCUCUGCACUGGGCUGCAGCUGCAGGGAAGGCGGACUGUGUCCAGUCACUGCUGGAGCUCGGCAUGGACAGCAACCUGCGAGACACCAAGGAGAGCACGCCCCUGGCCUACGCCCUGUACUGUGGCCACGCGGCCUGCGUCAGACUCCUCUCCCAGGAGAGCAGAACAGAGCCUACUCGACCCCUUCCUUCCCCAAACAGUAGACCCCAGAAGAAGGAGGGACGAUUCAGCAAGCUCAACCAAAUCUUCUGCAAAAACAAAAAAGAAGAGCAGAGGGCCUAUCACAAGAAUCACAGCAGGGACCGACACAGGGGAGAGCACACCUCGGAAGUUGAUGACAUCAUCACCACCUUUGACAGCAUCGCAGAGACCAACUGCCAAGAAGAGGCUGGUGAUCAGGUGGCUAUGAUUGACUUUAAGAAGCGGACCUCAGAGAAUUCAAAAUAUCUCUUGCCAGAAAAGAAGCCUCUGGCCCAUAAGGGGCUUCCACCAAUCAGAACGCAGAGUCUCCCACCCAUCACCCUGGGCAAUAACUUCCUGACGGCUUCCCAGGGGGCCACUUCCCAAGCAGGCCUGAGCUCUGGUACUCAUCAGAUGGCCCAGCGAUCUCAGAAAAGCCGAAGCGAGCAGGACUUACUGCAUAACAGAACUGGCUGCCAGACAUUGCUGGAAAACUCCUGGAGAGGUGAUUCUAACCAGGUGCUCUGUAAGGCUUGCACUGCGUCUUCUUCUGAUAAGCUGCUAGACAGGUUGCUCACCAGCAAGUCUGGUCACCAGGAGGUCUUGGGGCUGCCCCAUCUUCCUCACCUACACAGUCCUUCAUCAGGGCAAAAUUUUCAGCAUCUCUCCCCAAACAGACCCCAAAUCAGGGAACUUCCUAUCACCCGGAGCAACCUAGCUCCCCUGCCAGACCAAAAAUUUCUAUCUGGAGGACUUCUGCGGACAAACCGAGUGCUUCCUGCUAUUCCAAGCCAACGGGGACAUAGCACAGCAGCCGAACACAGUGAAAGCUUGGCCAGUCCCGCCACUGAUGAAAAUUAACUGUGGGUCACCAGCUGUAAAAAUAGAGAUUAUAUAUAUUUUCAACUGUCAAAGGAUGAGAUUACUCUAGUUUGUGAGAACAAAGACUGAUUUAGUAAAUUGCGUUCUAAAAGCCAUUCACAGUUUUAUAACUCCUUAUGCCAAUGAUAUUUCCCAAGUAAGUGCUUGGAAUCUUUGAUCGUAUAUAUAUUUUAAGUCUGUAAGUUUCUAUGACGUCUCCAUGACAAAAUAAAAAGCCACAAUAUGUUAUCAGCA